This is a messenger RNA of Dictyostelium purpureum, 1761 nucleotides long. RefSeq lists its product as uncharacterized. Lineage: Eukaryota; Evosea; Eumycetozoa; Dictyosteliales; Dictyosteliaceae. The transcript has 2 exons. The record is from RefSeq and is a predicted model, not a curated record. The coding region runs from base 1 to 1761 and encodes 586 amino acids.
AUGUCGCAAGUUGAAUUAGAUCAGUUUCAAGAUUUAGAAAAUAAAAAUGAAGAUCAAUUUCUUCAAGAGCAAACCCCCAAUCAGCAAACAACUUUUAAUUUAAAUGAAUUAAAUUCAUUUUCACCACCAAUUAAUCCAGAAAGAGAAAAUAAUGAUAGCGAUUAUCCAUCAUCAUCAAUAGCAAAUAAUAAUAAUAAUGCUAAUAAUUUUAACAAUACGAAUAAUUUUAAUAAUAUACUAAAUUUAAAUAUUUUAAAUAAUUACAACAAUAGCACAUCUAAUAACAAUAAUAACAAUAACAAUAAGAACCUAGUAAUGGAUAGUAAUGAAUCAUUAAAUUCAGCAUUACACCACUCGAAUAUUUCAUCCUCAGCACCCUAUAAUGAAUUCUCAACUAAAAAUUCAGUAGAUGAAAUUGUUUUCUUUUCAAAGCCACCCUCAUUACAAUCAUUAGCAUUUAGAAUCGUUUCAUCAUGGGUAUUUGGUUUAGUAAAUAUGGUAAUUUUAAUGCUAUUCAAUCCUUCACAUCCUAUGCAAUUUAUUUGGGGUGUAUUAUGUAUUGGUUGUUGUAUGACUGCUAUUUUUGCCAUUAGUUGGAGUUCACUACUAUUAAAGUUCCCAAUUUCAUUUCUUAUAAUUUUUGCAACUACAAUCUACUGGGUGGGAACUCCAAUAACAUGGGAAAUUCUAUAUGUUAUCAACCUCUAUCCACCACCCAUCGGUGUAUUUACCUGCAUUUUCCCAUUCGAAGGUUUAUCAUUGGUCCUAGUAUGUCUUUUAAUUCCAAGAGCAAUCCGUAAUAAAAAUGGUUUUAGAAAGAAGGUUAUUACUGCAUUUUCAUCUUUAGUCGCACCUUACUUAAGUUUUGUUAGUGGGCUUAUUUAUUUCAGACUUUUCCAAUACUCUAACAAUAUAGGACGUAUUCUUUUACCACCUGUCUAUACCGUUGUAAUGAAAAUUAUUCAAAUAGGUCUCGAUAUUAUUUGUAUUCGUUGUGCUCACUCUGGUUCAAAUUUACUCAUUAUCAUUGGUCGUAUUAUCGCAUCAUACUAUUCAUUUGCAGUCUUAUCUUUUGUAAGAAAUCCAGUAUCUUUGAUAUCAGUUAUUCUUUCAAAGUUUGGUUUGCACAUUUUUAUGUCUAUUUUCAUGGUGUACCCCAGCAUAGAAAAUAAAAUCAUUUCACUCUUACCCAAAUCAAUUAUAGAUUGGAAAGUAUCUUUCGAAAAAGGUAAUUUAGAUAAAGAGGCAGCUAGUUUUGAAAGCAACUUGGAUCCACAUAACGAAUUCGACAGAAUGGCUUUAGAAAAUGACCCAGUUUAUUUCAAAAUUCACAGUAAAGGUACUAACCUUUGGUUUUCUCAGUUCUCAGAUCUUUUAGCAAUCCUCAUGGCUCUCACCGUCUAUACUAUGGGUAGAUAUGGUCCAACAAGUGCUCACUAUAAUAAUAUGUUUCCAUUUAACAACGAUACUUCAAAAGUAAUGGGUCUAAAUGAUCACUUCCACUUGUUUUUAAUUUAUCUUACAAUUUGUUUUGUAGCUUUGAUUAUAAUCUAUUCAAGUAUGUGGUUUGCUUUAAAUAAAAUCAUCAAAACAUUGGAGUUAAAGAAAAUAGCUGCCCUUGUUAGUGUAAAUUGGUUCCCAUUAAAUCACUUUUACGUAUCAUGUAUCAACUUUAUGAUGGCUUAUGUAAUUGUCGUGGUAGCUCUUAUGCCUGAUUUGUUCUACAUCCCUGGAAUUGACUUUUGGAAUACUUCAAAUUAA